This is a messenger RNA of Chiroxiphia lanceolata (lance-tailed manakin), 7020 nucleotides long. It is a transcript of the gene TMEM40, whose product is annotated as transmembrane protein 40. The record is from RefSeq and is a predicted model, not a curated record. The transcript has 16 exons. NCBI's taxonomy places the organism in Eukaryota, Metazoa, Chordata, Aves, Passeriformes, Pipridae. The coding region runs from base 5511 to 6380 and encodes 289 amino acids.
CCCACAGCUCUGAUUAUUGGUAUCUGAGACAUUUUGGUGGUUUGAGACCUUUUCCCAGAGCCUGAACUGCAGAGGAAGCUGGUUUGAAGCCCCUUACAAAGGUGCCAGAAUGGACCUACAGAGCCUGAGCCAAUCUGUAGCUUGAGAAAGUUUCUCACUCGGAUGGCAGAUAAAGGGCUUGUCAUGCUCCCUGCCUGCUGGACAGGCAGCCAGGCCUCAUGGAGCGACUGGAACAGUUGGGCAGUCCCCAUCUGAGGUUCCAAGACUCGGGAAUGAGCAGUAGCAUUUUGAUCUUGGGCAGGAGACGAGGUUGGCAUCACCAUUUUUGUGGUGUUGGCAGAAGAGGGAAAUAGAGCUUGAAUUCAAGCUUUGCAUAGCCCUCCAAGGUUGUAGUCUCUGUUCCAAAGCACAUAUUUUAAGAUGAAUGGAUUGGAUCAGACUUAAAUAGUUCUAAUAAAUAACCUUUGGGCUCUCUCUGUGCCUACUAAGAGCAGAGUCUUGAUUUUAAGAAACGGCUUUAAAGUCAAAUGUACCUUCAUCCCAUUUAUGUUGCAGGUGAUUGAAGCUGAUAAUCAUUCAGUGAGCUGAGGUGAUCUCCAGAGCAGAAUGUGUUAGGACACAGCUGUGUUGAGGGAGAGCUGCACUUUGACCCUAAUAACUUGACAAAGCUGAAUUUUAAAGAUCCCAGAAGAUGGUGUCUGCUUGCAUCCUGGUACUAAGGCACUGACAGCAGUGGGAGUCACUCGAGUAGUUGUCUCACAAAGAGAAGAUUGACCUUGCCUGCAUGGGAUUGCUGCUGAUCCCCAGGUCAGUGAGCUGGGGAAGUCACAGGGUAUGGGAGGUCUCCACUGAGAUUUGUGUCCAGUUUCCAGAAGCUGCCAGCAGUACUGCUCUGAGCUUAGCAGAGCCUGAGGACCAGGGACUUGGUCCUAGAGCAUAUUUAGCUUUAGGGUGUCAGCUCACCUUCCCCAUCCCUCUCUCCCUGUGCAGUCUGACACAGCCCGUGCAUUUUCACUUUGUAUCACAGAAACAUGAAACCUGUAGUUCACAGAACCCUCUGUCAGAGAUUCUCACUGGGUAUAUCCUGAAGCAAAAGUUUGACAAUAACAUCCUGGGGAAACAAUGGAUAGAUCAGACUUGGAGUCUUGUCGGCUUCAGUCACUCCUGUGGCAGGUUCGAGGUUCGCCUUGGCUGGGGGAUGUUCCAACCAGGUUUGUCGGUACAGCACGGAGCUGCUGGCCCAGCCCCAGCCCUGCUGUGCCAACAGGUAACCCCACAUGUUGUGCUUCACUACCCCAAAGCUUUUCUGCUUCCUGGCCUUGCCAUCUCCCAGCAGGCACAUCAGUGAGAAAGCAGUGCGAGGACAGGUGUCAGCCUGCCUUGCCUUGCCGACAGGGUUACAAAAUGGGUUCUAGGACCAAACCCAUUCCACAAAAUGUCAGGGUUAAAUAUCAAAAUCCUUGGCGUUGCCUGUGUGCUUAGAAGUGCUGAGGAAAGGAGCUUUAUCAAGAGGUUCAGCUGAAGCAGGGAAUUGUCCCUCCUGCUCCUUUUGCUUCCCAGGGAGCAGUGUGCUCCCCUGCCUGUGGCUCUGCCUCCACAAGGCACUGCCAACCCUAUUGCUAGACCACAAAAAAUGGAGAUGUGAGGGGACCCCAGGGAACUGGGAGAACAAGGAAGAGGAGAGGUCCUGAUUUUGAGCAGGUUUUUUUGCAGGUUGCUCCUAGAAGCAGUCCUUUGCGGAGUUUGUCCUCAGAGCUCCUGAUCCUUGUGCUUGCUGCAGCACUUGGCUCAGGCUCACAGCUGGCUGCACCUCAUUGUUCCCCUCUUCUACCUGUAUUUCCUGUGACCUGGCUCAGGGUAUAGCAAGUGCACAACUGGGAUUGGUUUUCAGCCUUUGUUUUUGCCUCCUCCAAGGAGUAUAAGAAGGCCAGAACCCUGGCUCUGCUGUGGGAAAGGCGUCCUCACAGAGUGAGGUGCCACAGCUGGAAAGUGCCGAGGCAGCUGGUGGGACAGGAGAAAAUGGUGUUGAGGGAGAGGAGAAAGGCUGGGUCGGUCUUGGUCUACCUUGGAAACUCAGUCAUUAGCCUGAGGUUCAGGAAUAUUGUUAAGGUACUGUGGGACUAAAUAUUAUGUGCCCUUUAUGGACUUAUGCUUUGUGCUGGGGCUGCACUAUCCAUCCCACUGAUGGCCCUGGGUUUCAGCAGCCGCCCUUUAACUGGAAAACUGCCAUUUUAGCUAAAUUAGAAGGAGCAGCAGCCACUGUCCCAGAGGCUGGACAACCCCUCCCUCCUGCAGAGCCUCAGCCCGAAGAGCAAUUUGUGAGCUGACCCAUAACAAAGGGGAGCUCCCCUAAUGAGGGAACAUUACCAUCAUUACCCACAGCUGUUCAGGAGGGGAUCCUGUGCUUGUCUCAGUACUGGAAUCACUCAUUCUUUAGCCUCAGGACCUGUUGUCGACCACAGAACCUGAGGAAGUCAAUAACCCUCCAAGGAGUGAGUGAUACAUCCUGGCCUACAGUUUCUGUUGAUUUAGCCUGUUCAGACAGGCCUAGUUCUUAAAUUUAACAGGCUUUAGCUAAAAUUUUACUGUGUUAAUUUGAAAUACUAAUAUAGUGAAUUAUAUAUUAUGGCAAGUAAUUCCACAGAAGAGUACGGAAUGAGAAAAAAGUUCCAAAAGGUCUAAGUAAGGUGCAGUGUUAUGUUCCACUCUCCCAUGUGGUUCUACAAAAGCUUUCAUGGCUAAACCUCAGGCUUUCUCUCUGCCAGAGGUAAACAGCUGCCUUCUCAUGAUCUCAGCAUAACAGGGUGUUCAGGGUGUUACUAGUUGGGUGAUGGUCUGGAAAGUGAGGGAAUGGGUUGUACUUACUGCUUCUUGCUUUUUCCUUCUCAAAAGUUCCAGAGUUUAAAAAUGAAAAGGUAGCUGUAAAUUAGCUGUAGCCUGCAAAAUGCAGCUGACUGUGAGGCAUAAUCUCCCCACAGUUACCUGUGCUUUGUAGUCUCACAACAAUUGUUGAAGCAGAGUUUAUUUAAAGGAAAAUAAGUAGCGACUAAGUAAGUGCACAGAAGGGACUCAUUUAAACAACCCAUUGGGUAAAAGGGUAGGGCAAGAGGUGUCUUGGGAAUGUUUUAAUCUGUCAGAAAUGUGAUGACUAAAGGAGCAAUUACUGCUCUAUGUACCAUCCCUGGGCCUCUCCUACACUCACUUAGAAGUAUUUCUACAUCUCUCAUGCAACCUGCCCAUGUGACAAAUCCGCACACACGCUGUACCCAAUUAGUGUCAAGCUAAGAGCUGCUCUGCAUGUGUCUCACCUCUCUAAACCCCUCCUGAAAGCAAUUUUCCCAGCAUACAAAGAAUAAAUCACCAUUCUGCUAACUCUCUCAGAGGGCAGUUCCCAAAUAAGGGCCAAAUAAACACAGGUAAUACAUGAUAAAACAUUAUAAUUAAUGAGAUAAUAUUCUUCCCAGCAGAAGCAGGUGCAGAGUAUUAGCUUUUUUAAGUGUUAAAUGUUAUAUGUAAUUAAAUAUGGCAGGGUGAGACAAGGCACUUGAACAGGCACUUGUAGAAAACUGUGAAACGACUUAAAAAAACCCCCAAAACCCAAUCCUUCCUCUAAAAAAAAUAUAAAAAACCCCAACAAAACCCCAAACAAACUGAUAAAGAAAAAUCUAUGCACAUGUAGUACAGGAAAUAUAACUGACUUUAGCUGUGUCCCAGGCUCUCCAGAAGCAUCAGUAGGUGAAGAAGUGAGGAGGGCAGAGGGAGGGUGUACAGCCUGCCCCACACACCCCUCCUGGGGCACCAACUGCACCAGGGUGAAACCGUUACCUUAAUGUGACAAAUGACUUAACAUGGCCACACCUUGUGUAAUCAAUAGGCACUGUGCUAUUGGAAUCCUGUGCCUGGGAGUUUCCUGUGACGCUGCUGUCACUCCUCACACACAUUUUCGGGUGACCAGCAUCGUGCUGUUUUGGCUCUGGUGCACCAGGGGGAUCUGCUCCUCUGCUACCGUUGUGGCCUUCUGCUGAAGGCUGGCUGGGUCAGAAACCAUCACGUACCACUGAAGGAGCAGCUCCUCUAAACAGCCCUGGGGUGGCUCUAGUGAAAAUUGUGCUGAAGGAGUGAUGUGAGUUAGAGGUGACCGAGAAAGGCUGGGAGGGGAGCACUGAUGAGCUUACUGUGGGUAUGGGAUGAGUAGAGCCAAGCAGAGGCUUUGUGUUUUCAGCACCUUCUCUUUGGCUGCUGGAGGUGGGAGGGAGGGCGUGUUUCCCUUCCCUAUCAGACGUUCCACUUGUGCCUCCCUCCCUGAGCCUGGGGAUGCCCUGGGCGGGAGGGCAGCAUGCCUGGGCUUCUGAACCCCUGUCAUGGUGCCACUGCUCAGCUUUAUGGGAGCCCAGGGCCUUUCUCCUGCAUCUCCAGUGUCCUCCUCAUGUCCCAGGAAGCCAAAUAAGCAGGCCUGGCUCUCCAGCCCAAACAGGGGCUGUGCUGGAGCAGCCAUGGGCAGGGGUGAGGGGUGCUGAGUAGUCAGGGCAGCUGAGCCCAUUGGUACCUGAGGCAGGCUGACAGCUGCCCAGCUCCUGUCCCUCAUACUGGUGGGAUUGGACCUUGGUGCCUUCCCCAGAGCUCAGGGACAUGAGAACACACCAUGAGUGCAACUGGCAGUGACCAGAGGACGCCCUGUGAGUCAGGGGUGGCCACGUGAGGCCCCAGCACCAGCCCCGACGCCUUCCCGCCCACCCGCCACCACAAGCCAGGACUGGCACUGGGAUCUCUGCCCCUGGGAUCCUGAACCAUUGCACAGCCUUGCAGAGCUUUGCAGUGACCACAGAGAAGUGCACAGUGCUAAAGGAGAAAUACAAACCAGCUAUAUUUGGCAGCAGGAAGGCAAGCAGAGGGGUAGCAGAAUUACCUCACUGGUGUAGCAGCCUGAGGAGACUGGAGCAGGAAUGGUUUAAAACCGAGCCAGCAUGGAUAAGUUUUUGUUGUCUCACUGAUAGAAACAGCUUUCACCACAGCCCUCCAGGACAUCUUCGUGUGGAACCAGCUGCUGUGACCUAAGACUUGCAGGUCUGGUAUUUCAACCCUGCGGUCCACAAAGAGGCCUAAAGGGUUUAACUUAAACAAGCAAACACUGUUGCAAGGUUUAAGCUGAGCAAAUAGGAAGGCAAGAAAGAAAUUGAAAAAGGCAGAAACCGUAGGUGGAGAUAUAUAACUGCACAGAAGUGACGCUCUUCGUUGUGCAGCCAAGAACAAGUCUGGCUGGGGUGUGGUGUGUGGUGUUCCUGCAUUUCAACAUCAGCGGUUGCUGACCUGGCAGAGGGACAAAUGCAUUUCCUGCAUUCCCUAUCAGGUGCUCACAGGCUCACAGUGCUGCUGCCACAGCCACAGCAGCAAAGGCUGGAUGUAAGUCAGGCAAAGGGAUGACCUGCCAUUGUAGAGCUUUUGCAUGGACUCAUCAUUGGAAAUAAUUUCAAAGUGUUUCCUCACAGUACACCUCAAAGGCAGGCACAGCAAUGGAGAACUUGAAUGUCCUGGUCCCAGAUCUUACUGAAGGGCAGCAAGACAUGUUCCAGAGGGUUUUUGCUGCUGAUGCCAAUUACUUGGAGAAUCACGAGAAAACGAACCAGUCCUUUUGGGAAUCACUUGUAAAAUGUUUAGCCACCACUGACCCACCUAUCCUGAAUACUGAAGAAAAGAACAAUCUCCUCAACAGCUGUGAUGUCCUGCCUGGGGGCUGUGCUGCCUGCCUGAAAGCCAUAGAGAAGAAAGGAGUCAGGGCAAUGGCUGUUCUUUACCUCUUGCUGAAGGCAUCCAACCCAUCUGGAUACAGACAGCUGCCCAGCUCCAAGGGAAAGGAUGAAAAGUUGAAACUCCUGAAGAGACUGGAAAGGAAUCUUGUACUUUCACAGGAGGAACAAAAGGCUGAAAAUUCAUCCCAUGAAUCCAUGGAUGAUGAUACACAAGACAGUGAUGAGGAAGAUUUAGGAAGACAGAAGACUGAAGACCAAUUACUUGGAGGCACACCAGCAGAGAUGGUUCCCUACAGAGAUUCAGAGAUUACCGGAAGAGAAGAUUCAAUUGCAGAUGCAUAUGAGAACCAGAGCACUCCCCACACUCGGUGGGCAGUUCGGUGGAUGGGCAUACGGAAGGAUGAUGAAUUCUUUCAUUUUGUCAUCCUUUGCUUUGCAAUUGGAGCUUUACUAGUUUGCUACUACUACCACCAAGAUUGGACUAUUUCUCUUGGAAUUGGUUUAAUCACCUUUGCUUCCUUGGAAACCACUGGGAUAUACUUUGGUCUAGUGUAUCGGAUUCGGAGUGUCCUUGACAGCUUUGUUCCUCUGAUUGACAAAUUCAGGCCAAGAGGUUUGAGGAAAGCUGCCUAGGAGGAACGUUUCAGGAGAGUUCCACAAACAAUGCUGUCUGAAUUCUCAGUACUAGAAGAACUGCUUUAUGAGGUGAACCUAAAAACUGAAUGGCCAAUGUGAAAUAUUGAAAUGUCAAACCACUGAAAGACAUCACUCCUUCCCCUCAAAAAUAAACCUGAAACAGGGGUCCAGGGCCCAUUCUUGCUUCUGAAGUGGUUUGUGGCUCAGCAAAGCUCCAACACAAACCAACAUCUAGACCGUGAUUGCCUUAAUUCCAUUAAAUAUGAACACGUUCUCCACGUGAGUCUGCCUCUGGUGCAUCAAAAUCAACAAAAGGUCCUGUGCUGGUUCUGGAUUAGGCUCUGGAUGUUUCAGUAGGAAUCCUGGCAGCCCCAGAGGCACCUCCUCCUCCCUCCCUGUGAUGCCCAGAGCAGGCAGCCGUGGUGCUGCUCUCCCAGCUGAGCCCCAGCAGUGCAGCAGAGCUGAGGCAGAUUAACUGUGGCAGAACUCGGAGCAGUGGGCGGGCAAGGAUUGCACCUGGGGAGAGCUGGGGACAUGUUAGAUGCACUGACAUAAUGGUGCAGUAAUGAGAUUAUUAACAACAGCAAAUUUCAUCUCUUCUCCUGAGGGGAAAAAAUAAAGUGCUUGAUUUGGCUCA